CAGCAUUUUGACAGUUGUGGAUUUGUUAUUUAUGUUUGGUUGUUUCUUGUUUUUCAAUUAUAGUCGAUAUAAAUAACUAUUUUUAAAUGAUGGUAAAAAAUAAAAUGAAAUAAAAAUGACGGCGAAAAGUUCGGAAGAUUUUUGGAAUACCAGUUCAUCUUCUGCAUUUAAUUUUGAUGACGAUGAAGAUGAUGGAUCACAGCCAGAAUAUGUUUUUACAUCUAUACCAGAAGAGAAUAGUAUACUUUCCAUCCACUCUAUUAUAUCCAAAACGUCUCUAAACUUAAUUUUAGAUGAUUUAAAAUCCACCAAUGAAUAUGUUGCGCCCCCAGUUGAGGAAGUUAUUCUGAAAAUGUUGACUGGGCAGAAAUAUUCAUUAGAAGUAUACAAAAAGUUUACUGAUAAAUUAGUUCUGCUAGAUUCAGCCUUAGAAUCCAUGGAUGGAGAUAUAAUUCUAAAUGUAAUAUUGUUUCUUAAAUCAACUCUGAGGCCGAAUAUAUUUUUUCACCAGUUGGCUAAACGAAAGUUAGCUGUUAAACAUUAUGCCAUUCAUCUGAUUGUUAAUAAUCAUUAUUCAGAAGUAGCAGAUUUAUAUAUGAGGACAGGUUUGAAUUCUAAUAUGAAGCAAUUGUAUUACCUGAUUGGUCGUGAUAUUAGAAAUAAGGAAAGUCUUUUAAAAAGAUUAGAAACUUUCACUGCAGAACACUUACAGAAAGUUAAUAACAAUGAUGAUAAGUUAGAAAUUUUGGAAAAUUCACAACUUUUGAAAUGGCAAGUUGAGAAAAACGAAAACUGUGAUUCUAUAAUUGAACAAUUGGCUGUUCUGUGUAAGAAUGAAUUCGAAAAGAAUAAAAAUUCAAUUGAAAUCCUCUUGGAUUUUAAAAAGAGACUGAAGAUUGAUGAUUUCGCUUUUGAAUGGACUGUUUUGAAUGUUUUAGCCUCAAUGGAGCUGUGGCCUCAAUUAACUGAACUUUUCGUGAAGCCGAAUUGGUUGACAAAAAAGAACUCUCUGAAAACUGUCAUGCCAGCGGAAAUAUUUGUGUAUGGAUUAAGCAGACACGAAUCUCCUAAAGAAAUCUUAGAACUUUACUUACCAUACAUUUCUGACUCCGAACGUGGUUUAUAUUUGGCUCAGAAGAUGAAUUGUCAUAAGUUUGUUAUUCAGCACUAUAUUAAAGAAAGAGAUAGAUUGGCACUUAUACAGUACAAGUCAAAAGUUUCCCCACAGGAUGAAGAAUACUUUCUAAUUAAGAACGCUCUUCUAUCUAAUGACAAAAAAUGGAAAAACUAAAUGUGAUAACUGCAACCAGGUCUGAUUAUAUUGAAAAAAAUUAGGAGUAAUCAUCAUUGAAAUAUUUAAUAAUGGAAACUUUCUACCUUGUUUUUAAUGCGAUGUUAAAAUAUUUUUCACAAAUUUUGGAACGCCCUGU
Psylliodes chrysocephalus is the source of this 1430-nucleotide messenger RNA. NCBI's taxonomy places the organism in Eukaryota, Metazoa, Arthropoda, Insecta, Coleoptera, Chrysomelidae. The record is from the annotation of a GenBank genome assembly.